Lactuca virosa is the source of this 477-nucleotide messenger RNA. The record is from the annotation of a GenBank genome assembly. Lineage: Eukaryota; Viridiplantae; Streptophyta; Magnoliopsida; Asterales; Asteraceae.
AUGAAACUUCGUAACUUAUUGACGCAAGGGGGAGAUGAUAAGGAAGCGAAUGAAGGUGAAAUUGUGGUUAAUGAAGAGGAAGUUCCAGAAGCUAAUUUGAGAAAUCCUUAUCAGACAGGGAAAAUGGCUAAGUCAGAUGCUAAAAAGAAAGGAAAGGUUAAUAUCAUUUCGGAAGAAGAUGAUGAUCUGAAUCCCAAUUUAUCGGAAAAAGAAUUGAAGGAACGAGAAAAUUUGGACAAGGAGCUUGAUGCCUUGAAUGCUUUAAAAGCGAAAACUGAAGCUGAAGAAGUUGAAGAGAAGAAUGUUGAGGAAAUUCUUGCUUCAAAGAAGGCUAUGUUUUCAAAGUUGAUUGUUGAUCGGAUUCAGAAAGAAGCAAUUUAUAAUCCAACAUUGUUUUGGUUAGAGCCCCAGACUUCUUUCUCUGUUAAGAAUGAAAUGGAUUAUCAGCUGGAUUUCCCAAUUACUGUAACACCAUAA